GCGGUGGCCGCUCCAAUGGCGUGGACCGAGCCACGGUCGCGUCCAGACCCAAAGCCAGAGCCCAAAGUGACAUCAAAUAAUUUCAGGACUCACACUUUUUCUUCAACCUUUCAUCAAGUCCAACCUCUAGUUUUCUUGCCCCUCCUUCUCCUGCUCACUGCCUUCGCUGACCUGGGUCUUGCCGGUCCACCCCAGCCAGCUCGCCCCCCUCUCCUGUCUGGACAGCCUUUUAUCAUCUUCUGGGGCAUCCCUGACUCUUCCUGCUCUGGUCGGCCAGAUCUGAGAUCUUUUGGGAUGGAACCAGAGGGUCGUGUGGCCGUCUUUUAUGAGGACACGCUGGGGAAAUACCCUUAUUUUAUAGACAAAGACACACCAGUCAAUGGGGGGCUACCACAGCACACACGGCUGGAUGACCAUCUCCGGAAGACACAGCAGGACUUGGAGGCAGCUUUACCUGCUCCGAGGUACCUCGGACUGGGGGUGCUGCGCUGGGCCGAGUGGGUCCCCCAGUGGUCAAGGAACCGAGAAAAGCAAGCAAUGUAUCCAGGGGCAUCGAGAAAACUGAUGAAGACUUUCUUUCCUAACUGGACCCCGGAGGAGGUGGAGAAGUGGUCACAGGUGGACUUCGAGGCAGCAGCACAGUCAGUAAUGAUGGAGACUCUACGGGAGGUCAAAAGGUUAAGGCCCAAAGCAUUAUGGGGCGUCUCCCCUUUUCCCAGCUGCUACAAUGGCAGUCCUGCCCAAACCAUGUUAGCCAAUUACACCGGCCAGUGCCCUGCUACGGAGCUGGCCCUUAACGACGAGCUUCUGUGGCUAUGGAAACGAUGCACCGCCCUCUACCCUCUCCUCACCCUGGAGAAGCGGCAGAGUGGGGCCCCUGGAGCCAGGCUUUAUUUGUCCAGUCAAAUCAGAGAAGCACUGCGAGUAUCAUCUCUGACUGGGACUGCGUUUGAUCUUCCUGUAUUCCCACUGGUCAAGAGUUUCUACGCCUCAACUAACACUUUCCUGUCACAGGCAGACCUGGUCAGCACCAUAGGAGAGAGUGCUGCCAUGGGAACAGCCGGAGUUGUCAUCUGGGAGAGAAGUGAGACUAAGACGGAGAGAGAGUGUCAGGACUUGGCAGAGUUCGUCCGUAAGGUCUUGGGACCCUACUCCGUGAACGUAACCGCGGCGACUCGACUCUGCUCAGCCUCUCUGUGCCAGGGAAAGGGUCGAUGCGUCCGUCAAAACCCAGACAGCUCUGCCUAUCUUCACCUCCCAACCCCAUCUGAAGUGGUGGAGAAGGUGACAGAAAAGGCCGAGGCAGCAAAAGCUACAGAUCAGCCGGACACAAGCACUAAACCAGCUGAACCAGACCCAGCUGAGAUGUGGAAGAAGGACUUCCAGUGCCAGUGGUACAAGACCGCAGAUGGGGACGUCUCAGACCAGCAGUCCCCCAAAGACGGAGUCUCUGUUGGGGUUACCGUAAAAGAAAAUACUGGAGAUGUAAUGGAGACUACAAUCGCAUCUACCAUAGCUUCUACAACAACAACAGGUGCCUCUGUGACUGAGCUAAGUGAGACCAGUUCACCUAGUACUGGAAGUCGGACGCCUUUACUGGAAGUGACUGCAGACAGUGGGACAAAUCCACUGAGUGCCCCAGACCUGACUGUUCUGUUGCUGCUGCUGGCUGGAUGUCUAUGCCUCGAACCUUAAAAUGUGAACAAACCAGCCUUCACCUGGAAGGUCUGGGCUGUAACUGCAAUAUGAGCCCUUCUCAAGUGCCCUUGAGCAAGACACUGAAUCCCUGCUAGCAGCAGGUGUGCUGCUUUGUAGAGUAUCAUUUAAAAAAGAAAACAGUGUUUAGAGCUGGAACUCCAAACCUAUCACUGAAUGUGCCAAGAGACAGUAGUGAUACGAACACUUGUCACUUUUUCCAAUUUCCACCAGCUGUGU
This is a messenger RNA of Epinephelus fuscoguttatus (brown-marbled grouper), 1935 nucleotides long. RefSeq names its product Glyco_hydro_56 domain-containing protein. Gene Ontology annotation, biological process: hyaluronan catabolic process; carbohydrate metabolic process. The record is from RefSeq and is a predicted model, not a curated record. Gene Ontology annotation, molecular function: hyalurononglucosaminidase activity. The transcript is spliced from 6 exons. The coding region runs from base 16 to 1695 and encodes 559 amino acids. Lineage: Eukaryota; Metazoa; Chordata; Actinopteri; Perciformes; Serranidae.